Aspergillus luchuensis is the source of this 420-nucleotide messenger RNA. RefSeq lists its product as uncharacterized. Lineage: Eukaryota; Fungi; Ascomycota; Eurotiomycetes; Eurotiales; Aspergillaceae. Bases 1 to 420 code for a protein of 139 amino acids. The transcript is spliced from 3 exons. Gene Ontology annotation, cellular component: mitochondrion; cytosol. The record is from RefSeq and is a predicted model, not a curated record. Gene Ontology annotation, molecular function: deaminase activity.
AUGUCCAAAGCAACCAGAAUCCCCAUCCGCACCCAAAAGGCCCCUCUCCCACCGCCAUUCCUCUCCCAGGGCAUCGUCGUCGGCGACAUGGUCUACUGCUCUGGGCAGGUGGGCGUAAACCCUGCUACAGGCAAGAUGGUUGAGGGAUCAAUUCAAGCAAGAACGAAACAAAUCCUCAACAACCUGAGUGCCGUCCUUGAAGCAGGCGGCUCUAGUCUCCAGGAUGCCGUGAAAGUCAACAUAUUCCUGGCUGAUAUGAAUGACUUUGCCGCUGUCAAUGAAGUCUAUAGUUCCUUUUUCGCGGAUCCGAAACCGGCUCGUACAUGCGUUGCGGUCAAGACAUUGCCAAUGGGGACUGAUGUGGAGAUUGAGUGUGCUGGGGUGGUGAGCAGUGUGCCAAGUCGAGGGUCUCGUCUGUGA